UUUAUUUGAUGACGGACGGUAACACGUCACGGACUCCGAUAACCCCUUUACAUGAUCCGACUCCGACCCGAUAAGUUGGCUCUAGAGAGAUUACUCCAAAUCACAUAUAACACGUCUGUUGUUAGAUGAUUUCUGAUGAAUACGGGAUGGAUCUACCUAUCGGAUUCGGAUUGUGAUAGGCCUUCGGCCCCUGUACUCGCAUACCGACGCGUAGUUCUGUCGUGCGUGACCGCGUUAGUAACGCCGACGGGAGACAUGUAAUGUUUGGUUCUGCAGACGGCCUGACACAUGUCAGACGACCCUCCUCGCCUCGCAGACCCACGCGCCGUCCUCCCCGAAAAAGUCCAGAGAUGGUGUGCGGGAGAAGCAGAUCGUGAAGCUUCAGCUUGCAGGAUCACAAGUAGAACGCUUCGCCGCUUGCGUCGCAGGGUGUUCCCGAUGGCGGGCGAACGGAGAUCACAGCCGCUGCAACGCGAAGAAGAAGGGGGAGAGUCGUCGCCUCGCAAACUAGCCCGCGUCUUGUCCGAUGAAGCUGGGAUCGUGACGAUGGCGGCGCCGUCGCCUUUGAUGCUGGGGUUGGGGCUCGGGCUCGGGAGAGGAGUAGGAGCAUCCAAACCGGUGUUCACCUUCAUGCAGCUGCAGGAGCUGGAGCACCAGGCGCUCAUCUACAAGUACAUGGCCGCUGGCCUCCCCGUCCCAGUUCACCUCGUCCUCCCCAUCUGGAAGAGCGUCGCUGCCUCCUCCUUCGGCCACUACAGCUACCCUUCCUUGAUGGGCUACGGGAGCCUGUGCCUGGACUAUCGGAACAUCAUGGAGCCGGAGCCCGGGCGGUGCAGGAGGACCGACGGCAAAAAGUGGCGGUGCUCCAGAGACGUCGUCCCCAACCAGAAGUACUGCGAGCGCCACAUGCACCGGGGCCGCAACCGUCCAAGAAAGCCCGUGGAAGCGGGAGCUACCACCCCGAUCACCGCCACUUCUACACAGCUGUCCAUUACGGUUCCGGCUGUUGGGCGCCAGCUGACUACCGACGCCAACACCGGCAUUAGCGGUGGCAGCCGCGUGUCUCCGCCAGGGCAGGGCCUAUCGCACGCUCGCGUCCUUCGAAACGACGCUGCUGCUUGAUCUGCCUGUCGGAGAGGGAAAACACCGUAGGCACGAGGCAAGUAAGUAGCUGGUGCGCGGUGGGGAGGGGGGGUGACAGAGGAACCCAACCCAGGUCUCAUGAUCCAGCACGCCCAGAGCUCGCAUUACGAUAGAUGGUCUUUUUCCUCCUUCGUUUUCCCUCUGUGGGUAAGCAUAGGUUCCAUGGUGUGAGUGGUAGAACUCUGCUCAUCUCUGUCCCGGUCGCCACGGUGAGUGAGAGACAGCUCAUGCCGUGGUCUGCCACGGUGAAUCAAUUCCAAUCUCUGACAUGUCUUGUCAGAACGGUGCAGCAGCUUUUCUUUAGGUAUUUGAAUCGCUCGGCGCUGAGAAGCUCGUAUAAUAAAUGGACUACGCCACCUGAGAUGGCAUAUGUAAAGAGAAAGAGAUGUACAUGUGCUCUGUUUUGGUGUUGUCGUUGUUGCGUGCUUCACUCUUCAUGGAAGUGAGGGAGAUGCCUCUCCUGGAUUGAUCUUGUUUCGUAAAUUUAGUAGAUCGUGGUCUCCUCAGGUGCAUGCUUAUGUUCUCAAGUGAUAAUUGUAAUGAUCUGAAGAUAGGGGACACAUGUAAAAUAUGAACAAACUGAUUUGUCCUC
Molecule: messenger RNA, 1735 nt
Organism: Musa acuminata AAA Group (dessert banana)
Lineage: Eukaryota; Viridiplantae; Streptophyta; Magnoliopsida; Zingiberales; Musaceae
Product: growth-regulating factor 10-like
Exons: 5
Coding region: 289-1122 (277 amino acids)
Biological process (GO): DNA-templated transcription; regulation of DNA-templated transcription; developmental process
Cellular component (GO): nucleus
Molecular function (GO): ATP binding
Source: RefSeq, a predicted model, not a curated record